Mesoplodon densirostris (Blainville's beaked whale) is the source of this 267-nucleotide messenger RNA. Its product is annotated as SS18-like protein 2. The record is from RefSeq and is a predicted model, not a curated record. NCBI's taxonomy places the organism in Eukaryota, Metazoa, Chordata, Mammalia, Artiodactyla, Ziphiidae. The transcript has 2 exons. Gene Ontology annotation, cellular component: nucleus. The coding region runs from base 1 to 267 and encodes 88 amino acids. Gene Ontology annotation, molecular function: transcription coactivator activity. Gene Ontology annotation, biological process: positive regulation of transcription by RNA polymerase II.
AUGCUGGUAGCCUUCAUACCAGACUGGCUGAGAGAAAAAAAAAAAAAGAAAAAAAAAAUGAUCCAGUGGGUCCUAGAGGAGAAUGACCAGCUGAUCUGCUGUAUCGUGGAGUAUCAGAACAAAGGCCAGGCAAAUGAGUGCACCCAGUACCAGCAUGUGUUACACAGAAAUUUCAUUUAUUUGGCUACUAUCACAGAUGCCAGCCCAACCAUUGCUUCAAAAAGCAAUGGAAUAAUCUUCCAGUUGGCUGUUGUGAGGAGUCAUUGA